Oryzias melastigma (Indian medaka) is the source of this 1268-nucleotide messenger RNA. Its product is annotated as apoptosis facilitator Bcl-2-like protein 14. The record is from RefSeq and is a predicted model, not a curated record. The transcript is spliced from 7 exons. Lineage: Eukaryota; Metazoa; Chordata; Actinopteri; Beloniformes; Adrianichthyidae. Bases 165 to 1007 code for a protein of 280 amino acids.
GCGUAAAUUGUUUUGAAAAAAAAAAGCGUGACGUCACGCCCUGUUCAAAAAAACUGAUCGACGGAAAGACGGAGAUCCAGUCAGCGAGCUGAGGAGCUCUCAGACGGACGGCGAACUUGGACCUGACAACAAACUUGGACCUGACAACAUUAAAUUAAACCAGCAUGACUAACGGGCACGUGGAGGGCAUCAACGGCGCCGCCGGAGGCACUGUUCCGGACCCCAAACCCACCUCAGACCACGGGGACAUGGAGAACACGAUGGAGCACAAACUCAUGAGGGCCUUCGCCCAGCGCCGGCAGCUGAGAAGGACCGCAGAGAGUCCGGCACCGCCGCCACCGAACCCGGCCGCAAACGCUCCGGCGCCGCCAGACGGCGAAGGAGAACCAAAGAGGAAGGGGAAGAAGAAAAAAGGAUGGAGGCGUCUGCCAAUCAUCGGAAAAUGUAUUAGUCCCAAAACAAAGGAACCAGAACCAGAACCUGAGGCGGCUCCUGAACCUGAACCCAAAAUUUCCCUCAUCAAUUUCCUACCGGAAAAAUCUGCAGAGAAUGAGUUUGAACAGGUGGCGAAGCGUCUGACCGACCUCGCCGAUGAAAUCCAGUUCAUUGAACCUGAGAUUGAAUCGGACGACGAUGACGACCUGGAGAAGCUCAUCGCGCUGCUGCUGCGGAAGAGCGGCGACCAGUUCAACCAGACGAUGAUCGAACAGAAGGUCAACCCCAGAGUUCUGUUCGACUACAGCUUCUUCGAGAGGCUUCUGACCACCUUCCUGGAGAGGAUAGGCUACAGAAACGCCAGAUCUGACGACCUGCAGCCGCAAGCGUCCACGGAAACGCAGGUCGCCGUGGCGUGUGAGAUCACCAGCCGCCUGUCGACGGCGGACACUCUCCCCUCCAGCCGCAUGCUGAACUUUGGAGCGGCGUAUCUGCAGCAGCAUUACUCACACUGGGUGCAGCAGCAGAGUCACGCCGAAGCAGAAAUCCACAGCGAUGAGGAAGUGGAGUGAUCCUGGAGCUGCAGCGCCCCCUGGAGGCAAAAUUCAGACUCAGGGUUUUGUGAUUUUUGUAAAAAAAAAAUAUUAGCAACUAUUUUUGUAGCAUUAAUGAUGUUUAUUGUUAUUUUUGAAUGAAAUUAGUGGUAUUUAAAACGCAGCCAUUAGCACCUGCACUUUCUCCAAAACUAAAAUAAUUCCAUCAGAUGAUUUCUGCUGAAUCUUCAGACUGUGAAUCUUCCCAUUAUGAAUUAUUAAACCAUGGUUUCAUUACCA